This is a messenger RNA of Culicoides brevitarsis, 1612 nucleotides long. RefSeq names its product cGMP-dependent protein kinase 1-like. Bases 53 to 1540 code for a protein of 495 amino acids. Gene Ontology annotation, molecular function: cGMP-dependent protein kinase activity; ATP binding. The record is from RefSeq and is a predicted model, not a curated record. Gene Ontology annotation, biological process: protein phosphorylation. The transcript has 5 exons. NCBI's taxonomy places the organism in Eukaryota, Metazoa, Arthropoda, Insecta, Diptera, Ceratopogonidae.
GUUUGAUGAACACAUUGUGAUGAUUUUUAAUUAAUAAAUACUUCCAUUAAAUAUGAGAAAAAUUUGCGAGAAAGUGCAAGAAAUCACUCCAUCCAAAAAUAUGGAUCAACUUAGAUUGGAAGUUUUUCCCAAAUCUAAAGAACUUGAGGUUUUACUAAAACAAGCAAUAAUGGAAAAUGAAUUAAUUUUCGGGAUGAUGACGGCCGAUCGACUUCAACUUAUCACGGAUGCAAUGAAACCUCGAAAUCUAUCGCCUGGAAAAUUCCUCUUAACAGAAGGCAAGAAAGGAUCGAGAUUUUAUAUUACUAUCAAAGGAGAAUUCGAAAUAUUUAAAGGCCAAAUCAUGUUGAAACGUUUCGAUCACGUGACAGUACUAGGAGAAACAGCGAUGCUAUCUAAAGUGAAGCGUUUUGUGUCAAUAAAAGCUGUCACUUCGGCAAAAGUAUAUUCGCUGUCAAGAAAAGUUUUCGAUGAGAUAAUGACUUUCACAGCAGAUGCCGGAAAAGUUACAUUUCACCCUACAAAAAGAGACGAGCAAGUGAAAAAAGAAGCAAUCGAAGCUAGACGACCUUUGAAUGUGGGAAAAAUGUCCGAGCUCAAUCAUAUCCAACUAGAAGAUCUGACGCCACUUGGAUGUUUAGGAAAAGGCGGAUACGGAAAAGUAGAUUUAGUUCAAUACAACAAUGAAAAGCUGUUUGCUUUGAAAUAUUUAAAAAAGUUUGAUAUUGUGCAAUGUCAACAGCAAAAACACGUGUUCAAUGAAAAAGAAGUCAUGCUUUCCUGUGAUUGCCCGUUUAUUGUCAAGCUUUAUCGAACAUUUCAUGACUCGAGAUAUCUGUAUUUCCUAAUGGAGCCUUGCUUAGGUGGCGAAGUGUGGAAACUUCUUAAAAAUUAUAAAUUUUUCGAUGAGCCAACUACCAAAUUCUUUGCCGCAUGUGUUACAGAAGCUCUCGACUAUUUGCACCGUCGUCACAUAGUCUACAGAGAUCUCAAGUCCGAGAAUCUCAUGCUUGACACGCGAGGCUAUCUAAAACUUGUAGAUUUUGGAUUUGCCAAAUUCCUCAAGCCAAAUGAGAAAACGUACACAUUUGUGGGAACACCAGAAUAUACAUGUCCAGAAAUAAUUACGAACAAGGGACACAACAAGUCGGCGGAUUAUUGGUCUCUAGGAAUAUUCAUAUUUGAAUUAUUGGUGGGAAAACCGCCGUUCGGUGGCAAAAAUCCAAUGAGGAUCUACAACAACAUCUUAAGAGGCAUUGUAGCAGUUGAAUUCCCAUUGAAAGUCCCCAAACGUGCGCAGUCACUGAUCAAAGAUUUGUGUCAACACAAUCCCGUACUCAGACUGGGAAACCUGAAAAAUGGAGUAAUGGACAUCAAAAAUCAUUCCUGGUUCCACGACAUUAACUGGGACAAAAUACGUCAUCAAACAUUUCCAUCUCCAUUCGUUCCACACAUAGUUAAAACAGAAGAUUACCAUUUUUUGGAACAAAUCAAUGAAGACCCGCCCGAAGAGACGUCCGGAUGGGACGAUGACUUUUGAUAUGAUGUACUUGUCAAGAGGUUGCGACUUUUUAAUUUAAAAUUCAAAUAAAAUUUUCUUUUCUGUAAAACA